This is a messenger RNA of Amphiprion ocellaris (clown anemonefish), 2692 nucleotides long. Its product is annotated as uromodulin-like. Gene Ontology annotation, cellular component: membrane. The coding region runs from base 82 to 2583 and encodes 833 amino acids. NCBI's taxonomy places the organism in Eukaryota, Metazoa, Chordata, Actinopteri, Pomacentridae. The transcript has 12 exons. The record is from RefSeq and is a predicted model, not a curated record.
ACCUUCACUCAUUGUGAGUUGUUUUCAUUUCAUUUAUUGUUGGAUUCACACACACUCUCCUUGGGCAAGUUUGUGUCGUGGAUGCAGUCCAUAAUGAGAGUUCCUGGGGGGUUGUUUCUGCUCGUACUUUUGCAUAUAUUUACAGGAAGCAGUUCAGGGACGCUUGUCACCAGCUGUGCUUCAUGUCAUGAUGAAGCCACCUGUUUGGAGUCAAGAGAAAGAGGCGACACUUUCUCCCACCAGGCCCUGUCUUGCGUCUGUAAAGAAGGCUUCGUAGGCGAUGGCCUUACCUGCUAUGAUACUAAACUGUGCAGUGACUCGUCUUGCUGUCGCCAAGGUUACCACUGGUCACCAGACAGGGGCUGUGUGAAAGACCCAUCUGUAAAGGCCAGCUGUGGAGGUGUAGUUUGUCCUUCAGACACAGACUGCAUCAGUGUUAAUGGGACUGAGCGAUGUGCUGAUCCCUGUGAGCACUACUCUAUAAUAGAUGAUGAGUGGCGUUCAGUAAAUAACACAUCGUCAGAGACUAUACACUGUGAUGGAAAUAUUAGAUGGCAAGGCUGGCAUCGCAUGUUUCUGGGUCAAAGCAGUGCUCGUAUUCCAGACUGGUGUGUCAGUCAAUUCUCAUGUGGCACCCAUGCUCCUAUAUGGAUGACACAACCUCAUCCUACAGAAUAUGGAAGAAUUUUAAGUCGCGAUGUGUGUGGUACCUGGCAUAACCGCUGCUGCUCGAUUUUCUCCCACACCAUAAACGUCAAACUCUGCUAUGGAAAUUAUUACGUCUACAAACUUCAGGGAUCAUUGGGAUGCUCUUAUGUAUACUGUGCAGAGACAUAUGAAGCAAACCCCGGAGUUCCUUCAACCACUGAUCCACGACCACAGAACUCCACCACCUUAGCAACUCCAUAUAAGACCACAGUCCAGCCAGGAUUUCCAACCACACAAAUACCACAGCCCACACCAGGGACAAACGGAUCAUAUCCCGGAGUUUCUCCAACAACUCCUCAUCCAUGGCCACAGGCCACUACACAGACCAUUAUCAACACAACGGCACCAGGUAACAACACAGCAGUACCAGGUAACAACACAGCAGUGGAAGGGGAGAUCCGCCUGGUCAAUGGAGGAAACAGCUCCUGCUCUGGCAGAGUGGAGAUCUUCCAUAAUGGACAGUGGGGGACGGUGUGUGAUGAUUCCUGGGACCUGAUUGAUGCUCAGGUGGUCUGCAGACAGCUGGGCUGUGGCAGGGUGCUCUCAGCACCAGUAAUGGCACAAUUUGGACAAGGCACAGGGCACAUCUGGAUGGAUAAUGUCAGGUGCACAGGGAGCGAAUCAAAGCUCUCUGAGUGCCAACACAACGGAGUAGGAAAUCACAACUGUGGUCACAGUGAAGACGCUGGUGUCAUCUGUGAAGCUCUUUCACCAGUGAGGCUGGUCAACUCUGACAACCGCUGCUCUGGCAGAGUGGAGGUCUUCCAUAAUGGACAGUGGGGGACAGUGUGUGAUGAUUCCUGGGGCCUGAAUGAUGCUCAGGUGGUCUGCAGACAGCUGGACUGUGGUGAAGCUCGUGCAGCACCAACACAGGCCCAGUUUGGACAGGGCAGUGGACCCAUCUGGUUGGACGAUGUUCAAUGUUUUGGAAAUGAACCAUCGAUCACAGACUGCACUCAUAGAGGAUUUGGGGUCCACAACUGUGGUCACCAUGAAGAUGCCAGCGCUGUGUGUGAAUUCCAUUCCCCUUCACAUGAGGCUCCUCAGCUUAUUUGCAGAAGUGAUAAACUCCUGAUCGGACUGCAUAUAAACAGCGUGACAGCUGCUGGUUUAAAUCCAUUCUCUGGAAAUCUGGCUUCCCGCAACUGCUCCUGGUUCUCAUUGCAGGAUGAUAGGGUUUGGUACGAAGUGGACGCUCAGGCAGGAGCCUGUGGAAAUGAUCUGAGGACCAACAGCACACAUGCCGUCUACUCCAACGCUUUGUUCAUCUACCCAUAUAAUCAAUCCUUCGCCGUUCCUGUGACUCUUCCCUUCUCCUGUGCUUAUCCUCUGAACACAGACAGCUCCCUGUAUAUGACAAUCAGGCCAUUCCUGCCGGUGUCAGGAGGUAUUUCAGGUGAUGGUCCAAAAGCCAGAGCCUACAUGAAUCUGUAUCGUGACCCCGGCUUCACUGACCGUUAUUCAGGAAUCCAGGUCAGCCUCCCGGUGGGCUCGCCGUUGUAUGUGGGUGUCACUGUGUCGUACGGAGACACAAACUUUGGGCUUGUUCUGGAGGACUGCUUCACCACUCACUCAUCAAACCCUGAUGAUCCCUCGCGAUACCCCUUCAUCCAGAACCAGUGUCCUGCUGCCGGACAACCGGUGUCCAUCAUUGAAAGCGGCAGGUCCCUCCAGGCUCGUUUUUCUGCUGUGCUGUUCACGCUCCAGGAUGAUUACCGAGACAUUUUCCUGCACUGCAACCUGAGCCUUUGUGACCGUAGACGUUACAGCUGUAUCCCAAACUGCAGAAGCAGAACAUCUCGCUCUGUUUCCAGCUCUGCUUCUGUGGAGCCCAUCACCAUUGGACCCAUCACUUGGCAAAAACCAGCUCAGUGAGUCAGAAAGCUACAAUGAUAAUAUCACCUCAUUUCAUGUUUUGAUAUUAAAUUGUUUUCAUUGAAAUUAAUUUUAAUUGUAAUGAUAAAUAAACCAUUGUGCACUUAAA